AUGUCUGCUAUAUCGACUACUGCCGUGCCCCACCAGGACAGCGCGAUGCGCCAGCGUCCCAUCGGAGAUAUGCUCUCUCAACAAUUCGCACCGUUCGACCACCGCUCGAAGGUGGUCGCUCCCUUCGACGACGAGACCAAGCGGGAUGCAGCGUUCAUCGAGAAACUCAACGUCAUGCUACUGGAGCUCAUACUCGACUUCCAUGCGUGGUCUGCCGCACGUCCUAUGCACGAGAGCGAUAGAACAGCCGACACCCUGGAGAAGGAAGUGCAAACCAUCCGAGAGGCCGAGAAAGAGCAAGAAUUGACGCGGCAACGCCUGAACGACUUCAUCACGCGCAUCAAACUCGCUCUGGCUGCUCUGACUGGACUGGGACCUUGA
Trametes versicolor FP-101664 SS1 is the source of this 381-nucleotide messenger RNA. RefSeq lists its product as uncharacterized. Bases 1 to 381 code for a protein of 126 amino acids. Lineage: Eukaryota; Fungi; Basidiomycota; Agaricomycetes; Polyporales; Polyporaceae. The record is from RefSeq and is a predicted model, not a curated record. The transcript has 3 exons.